CAAUUAAGUGGUAACUUGCCGUAAUGGAAAAUCCUGUGAUCCUAUUCCUGCCCAGGUAAGAAUUAAGAAGUCUUGAACUCCGAAGAACUGACUAAUGCCAAAUGACAUUUAUAGCCUUUUCAAGGGAAGCUGGAAGGAAGCCUGGAAAGGUUUUAUAUCUCUCUCUCUCUGUCAUCGUUUUCAGUCAUUGGAUUUGGGGGUGUCGAAGGAUUUAGCGUGAAAGAUCAGUAUCUGAUAGUCCGGAAUCCGGAUAUCCCGAUCAUCAUCUGAAAUAGCGAAAGGUUCUCGUUGGUUGAUAGAUUGAUUCCGUAUCGAGUUUUAAGUCUUCAGGUUUCAAGAAGUUAGGUGAAUUAAGGUCUUCAGGUUCCAAGCAUAGCCUUAGAUCGGCAAGAUGGUUUCAUUCGAGAUGAACGACCGGAAAAAGAUCGGGCUAGGAUUGACAGGGUUUGGCAUAUUUUUCUCGUUUCUGGGAAUGAUCUUAUUCUUUGACAAAGCACUUCUUGCCAUGGGUAAUGUCCUCUUCUUGUCAGGGUUGAUGUUGACUAUUGGACUGAAAUCCACCAUGCAGUUCUUCAUGAAACGCCAGAGCUACAAGGGUACAAUCUCAUUUGGUUUGGGCUUCUUCUUUGUCCUUAUUGGUUGGCCUAUCAUAGGCAUGAUCUUUGAAGCAUAUGGGUUCAUUGUACUCUUCAGUGGCUUCUGGCCUACGCUGGCAGUUUUUAUUCAAAGGAUUCCAAUUCUUGGUUGGGUGUUCCAACAGCCAUUUGUGACUUCUCUCUUGAAUAGGUAUAGGGGUAGACGGGUGCCCGUAUGAAGUCUCUGAAUCAACGGAGGAGCAAAGCGGCGAAGCAGCACAGUUUCCCCAUUGUAAGAUGGUGUCUGACUGAGAUCCACUAUCUUGAGUUGGCUUACAUUGUAACAAGUGAACAAAUUGUACUAAAGACAUACUUGUUGAGGAUUUUGCCUUAUGUACAUGAAGAGGUUUUUUGUAUAGACUAGCCUGCUGGCAUCAGUAUGUUUUUGGAUGAUGAUGCCAGGGGCUGUAGAUAUCUCGGAGGAUAUAUUUGUUGUUCUUCUGUUAAUACGUAUCUUCUCUUUCCAAGAAAACAAAUUUACUUGAUUGGUGAUAA
This is a messenger RNA of Macadamia integrifolia, 1130 nucleotides long. Its product is annotated as vesicle transport protein GOT1-like. Gene Ontology annotation, biological process: retrograde transport, endosome to Golgi; endoplasmic reticulum to Golgi vesicle-mediated transport. NCBI's taxonomy places the organism in Eukaryota, Viridiplantae, Streptophyta, Magnoliopsida, Proteales, Proteaceae. The coding region runs from base 392 to 814 and encodes 140 amino acids. The transcript has 8 exons. The record is from RefSeq and is a predicted model, not a curated record.